Messenger RNA from Penicillium bovifimosum, 213 nucleotides. RefSeq lists its product as uncharacterized. The record is from RefSeq and is a predicted model, not a curated record. Bases 1 to 213 code for a protein of 70 amino acids. The transcript is spliced from 2 exons. Lineage: Eukaryota; Fungi; Ascomycota; Eurotiomycetes; Eurotiales; Aspergillaceae.
AUGUCUGAGGAACAGCUGAACAAGCAGGUCCGGUUGCACCGCCAUCUCUGCAAAACUGACCCGGCUGGUCGCCCAAUCCAACCAGUCCUCGGCCCUAGCACCAUUCGCCUGGAGCAAUCCGACACUCACAUCGAGCAGCAGCGGCCUCUCUUCACAAUGCCAGAAUACAGUAGCACCACAACAGCCGCAGAACUCUCUAUAUACCUCUGGUGA